CGCGCAUGUCUGUUUUUAGAGGCUAAACAACUAGCAGCAGCUGUGUUGUAAACAGACAGGUGUGACUAUGGGGAAGUCCUUUUCCCACCUCAUUAAGCACACAGGCCAUGAUGAGGGCCAGGACAGCCUGACGUCUCCUCUGGAGGACAGCCAGACCGAAGAUGGGAAGGGUGGAGACGUGUCUCAGUUUCCCUAUGUGGAGUUCACAGGACGGGACAGCGUGACGUGUCCCACAUGUCAGGGCACUGGAAGGAUCCCCAGAGGACAAGAAAAUCAACUGGUGGCAUUGAUUCCAUACAGUGACCAAAGGCUGCGACCCCGCAGGACGAAGUUGUACGUAACAGCGUCAGUGGUGGUUUGUCUGCUACUGUCCAGCCUGGCGGUCUUCUUCCUCUUCCCUCGCUCCAUCGACGUGUCCUACGUGGGGGUGAAGUCUGUUUUCGUCAGCUACGACCAGGAGAAGCGCAGCGUCUAUCUGAACAUCACGAACACUCUCAACAUAACCAACAACAACUACUACUCAGUGGAGGUGGCCAACAUCACAGCUCAGGUGCAGUUUGCCAAGACGGUGAUCGGUAAAUCUCGCAUCAGUAACACCACUGCCAUCAGUCCUCUGGACAUGAAACAGAUCGAUUACACGGUCCCCACCAUCAUAGCAGAUGAGAUGAGCUACAUGUAUGACUACUGCACUCUGCAAACCAUCAAGGUUCACAACAUUGUCUUGAUGAUGCAAGUGACCGUCACCACAACAUACUUCGGCCAUGCGGAGCAGGUCUCUCAGGAGAUGUACCAGUAUGUAGACUGUGGAGGGAACACCACUUCUAUCAGAGGGAUGACCAAGCCAUUCAGCGCCCCACAUCCUGCUGAGUAAACACACCACUGUCCAAUCCAGAAGCUAGCCUUAGGUGGUACACUGUUUUCCCCCUUCGCCUCCAGCUGCUGUGUCCAACUGACUGCUGUUGUCACAAUACCAUGAUGCUCACCUCAAUACCAGUAUUAGACCAAAUCCAUACCAAGAUAAUAACAUUCAUCUGCUGUCCAAUCAAAUCACAUUACAUUCAGCAAAGAAAAAACAUGUUGGUUAUCUCAUAUUCAUUUUUUAAUAUUUUUUCAUAAUUUUGAGACAGUUGACAACGAUUGCUCAUGAUUACAAGAGCUGUUUUUAGCAAUUACAACAAACAGUUUUAUAAUUACAAAAUCUUUGUUUUGUAUUUACAAGAACCAGGACUGCAUCUUGCAAAUACCAGAAAAAGAUUUAAUAAUUACAAGAUCAUUAUAUUUAAUACAAUAAAAGAUCAUUAGCUUACAUUUAAAUACUGUUUCAUAAUCAUAAGGUCCUAAGGUCAAAAUUACAAGAAAAUAUUUUCAUAAUCAUGACUUCCUUUUACUGUAAAUACUAGAAAAUUGUUUCAUGAUCAUGACUUCCUUGUCCCAUAAUUAUGAGGAAAAAAUGAGUAAAAAAAAAAAAAGAGUUCCUUUUCACGGAUCUCAUAAU
Molecule: messenger RNA, 1495 nt
Organism: Scomber scombrus (Atlantic mackerel)
Lineage: Eukaryota; Metazoa; Chordata; Actinopteri; Scombriformes; Scombridae
Gene: tmem106bb
Product: transmembrane protein 106Bb
Exons: 8
Coding region: 68-871 (267 amino acids)
Source: RefSeq, a predicted model, not a curated record